Molecule: messenger RNA, 888 nt
Organism: Chara braunii
Lineage: Eukaryota; Viridiplantae; Streptophyta; Charophyceae; Charales; Characeae
Source: the annotation of a GenBank genome assembly
GCAAAUAUAUGAAGUGACUCUGGGACAUACCCCUUUUCUGAUUGAGAACCUCUCAUUCAGGGACUGGGCUUCCCUUGUCUCUAUCAUGCAAUGCAGACCACACGAACUGAACGCCAAGAUCCAAGAACUAGCAAGCAAUAUUACCGAUGCAUGCAGGAAAGCCGCAAUCGAGAACCGGGAGCUGAACCUCAUCAUUGCCAAGGCCGAGAAGAUUAUUCUCGAACUCCAUGGCCAUGAUGCAUCGCAUCCGGACGCUGUUGGUCAAGUCUCCGUUACCGAAAGUAACGAGACAUUCAGCAAUGCUUACAUCGAUCGAAUGGCGUUGUCACAAGUCGAGUUAGAGUACCUCAAGAAGAAGGAGGCAGAACGAAAGAACAACGCACGCACAAAGAUUAACCCGCUUGCAAGAGACGCUGGGCACAAGUUUGCCAAGAAUAGCCCAUUCUUGUCACUAGCCUCGAGCACAUGGACUGAGAAAGCGGUGCAACGCGUGCACAAUCGCUUAUGGAAGCUUGAUACUUUCAAUUACACGGCACCAAUCAGCGUAAAGGCGUAUAUGGCACUCGCCGGGCUCACCAAUGCUGACAUAGACAACUGUCGAACUGCUGCCAGAAAUGGCACCAUCUACUUCCCAGGAGCAAGGGGUGGACUGGAUGCUAACUUCCCUCCAAUCGCCAAGCUGGAGAAAGGGAAGUGCCCGAAGAAACCCCUGUUGCACUAGAAAGGCAUACCAAAAUUCCGAGCAAAUCUACCUGAACUCAAGAAGCUCUUGAACGCCGGAAGACCAUACGUGAAGUGUGCAUGUCUCGGAUGUGAAAAUAGCUUCACAUGGUUCGACCAUAUGAUAUGGUUUGUAGACAUAACUAUGUGGUUGUAUGCUUAAGACUA